AUGAUCUCCUCAACAAAUUCGAAUCCUUCCCAGAAUUCUUCGUCAUCCGGAUGGGGAGUUUCCUCGAUGGGCGCCCAAACACCAGGAACUUCUCGGGCGAAUGAAAUGGUGUCAACCGCCGGAUUCGCUUCCCAAUAUCCUCCAAUUCAACAACAUCACCUCCAUAUGCAACCGCCGACUCAUCAUCCGGAUCAGCAGAAUUUUAUCCCGCCGGAAAUGUCGACACCCUCUGCUUCAUACGCCGAUGCUCAACCACAAGGUAGUGGUGGCCAGGCCCCCACCGGCUCGAUCGGUGCUGUCGGUGCUGAGGAUAAACGCAAAGAAAUAUACGGAUACGAUGCGAAUUCAACCUUAUUUUCUUCUUGCUGGAGCCCAUCCGUAGACCCAGAAAAGCGUUUCCGGUUGGCCGUCAGUUCGUUCGUUGAAGAAUAUAGUAAUAAGGUGUCCAUAGUGCAACUUGACGAGUCGUGUUGGGAAUUGGUGCUCCGAUCUAGCUUUGAUCAUCCUUAUCCCGCCACAAAAUUGAUGUGGAUCCCGGAUUCGAAGGGAACGUAUCCUGAUUUGCUGGCCACCUCUGGCGAUUACUUGCGGUUAUGGCGGUUGGGCGAAGACGAUUCGGCGAGUCUUGAAGUGUUGCUGAAUACUAACCGUACGGCCGAGUACUGUGCACCGUUGACGAGUUUUGAUUGGAAUGAGGUGGACCUCAAUCUGAUCGGGACGAGCAGCAUUGAUACGACGUGUACAGUAUGGCAGCUCGAGACUGGGCAGGUGGUUGGGCAGACGCGAAAUGGGCGUAUGGAUGGGUCGGUUAGGACACAGCUGAUCGCUCACGAUAGUGAAGUAUUCGACAUCGCUUUCAGCCGGCAUAGCAAAGACAUCUUUGCAUCAGUUGGCAACGAUGGCUCGGUGAGGAUGUUUGACUUGCGCCACCUUGACCACUCAACAAUCAUCUACGAGGAUUCACAGAAACAACCCCUACUUCGGAUAGGCUGGAAUCGACAAGAUAACAAUUAUUUGUGUACGUUUGCCAAGGAUUCGACGGAGGUGGUAAUCGUGGAUACAAGGGUUCCUUGUACCCCGGUGGCACGUCUGCGAAAUCAUCGUGCUUCGGUGAACGGCGUUUCCUGGGCACCACAUUCUAGCUGUCAUCUAUGCACCGCAGGUGACGACUCGCAAGCGCUUAUUUGGGAUAUACACGAGCUUCCAAGGCCUGUUGACGAUCCAAUACUUGCUUAUCAGGCGGCCGCUGAAGUAAACCAAGUACACUGGUCUUCCGGCUUCCCCGAUUGGAUCAGCAUUUGCUACAACAACCGCCUUGAAAUACUACGGGUA
Molecule: messenger RNA, 1332 nt
Organism: Mesorhabditis spiculigera
Lineage: Eukaryota; Metazoa; Nematoda; Chromadorea; Rhabditida; Rhabditidae
Source: the annotation of a GenBank genome assembly